This is a messenger RNA of Erinaceus europaeus (western European hedgehog), 831 nucleotides long. RefSeq lists its product as uncharacterized. Lineage: Eukaryota; Metazoa; Chordata; Mammalia; Eulipotyphla; Erinaceidae. The transcript is spliced from 4 exons. Gene Ontology annotation, biological process: immunoglobulin production; immune response. The record is from RefSeq and is a predicted model, not a curated record. The coding region runs from base 28 to 831 and encodes 267 amino acids.
CAAGCACAGCACUGGACUGGCUACACCAUGGCCUGGGCUCCUCUCCUGCUCACACUUCUGGCUCACUGCACAGGAUCUGCUUCCCAGAAAGAAGUGAUUCAAGAACCUACACUGUCCACAACUCCAGGGGGGACAGUCACACUCACCUGUGGCUUCAGUAUUGGAGAUGUCACCAAUCUUGAUUCUGUUAUAUGGAUCCAACAAAACUACCCCCAAGAACCCAGAGGUCUCCUACAUGGAGCUAACAGCAGAGCCCCUGGGGUUCCUGACAGAUUCUCUGGGUCCCUAUUUGGAAACAAGGCUGCCCUCACCAUCACAGGGGCCCAGGCUGAGGACGAGGCUGAAUAUUAUUGUGUUAUGUAUUUCAGCAACCAAUCCCACUAUGACAGAUGCAGGCUUGAAAAAGUCUUAAGAGAUAACAUUCCAGCCCAGGAACCCAAGGAGACUAGUCCCGUGAGUGUCUCCACCAUGGCCUGGAUGGUGUUUCUGCUUGCACUCCUCAUACAUGGCUCAGGAACAAAUUCUCAGACUGUGACUCAGGAAUCAAAAGUAUCAGUGUCUUUAGGGGAGAGAGUCACACUCAGCUGUGGCCUUGAUUCUGGGCCAGUCACUAAAGAUCACUACUCCAACUGGUACCAGCAGAUCCCAGGUCAGCCUCCUCUCAGGCUUAUCUACUGGACAGACAGCCGCCCUUCAGCAGUCCCUGAUCGCUUCUCUGGCUCUAUCUCUGAGAACAAGGCCACCCUCACCAUAACUGGAGGUCAGCUAGAAGAUGAAGCUGACUACUACUGUGCUCUCUACAUGGACAGUGAUACUCUCACAGUGGUUUAA